Ustilaginoidea virens is the source of this 3177-nucleotide messenger RNA. RefSeq lists its product as uncharacterized. The transcript has 3 exons. The record is from RefSeq and is a predicted model, not a curated record. Gene Ontology annotation, molecular function: metal ion binding. Lineage: Eukaryota; Fungi; Ascomycota; Sordariomycetes; Hypocreales; Clavicipitaceae. The coding region runs from base 1 to 3177 and encodes 1058 amino acids.
AUGCCGUCCACGACGCUAUCGUCUCAGUUCCGCAAGGUGCAGAGCUUCAAGAUAGACUAUGCACCUUGCACCAUUACUCAUUAUGUGUCGGAGCGAAGUGGCAUGCAUGUUGUCGUAGCUGAUCGGCAAGGGCCCAAGAUAAACGGAUACUUUACUCUGGCGACGGAAAUCUUGGACGACUCGGGCGCACCACAUACGCUGGAGCACCUCGUCUUCAUGGGAUCCAAGAGCUACCAGUUCAAAGGCCUUCUAGAUAAGCUCUCUUCCCGAGCAUACUCUGGCACCAACGCUUGGACCGCGACGGAUCACACGGCUUACACACUAGAAACCGCGGGUUGGGAAGGUUUUGCCCAAGUUCUCCCCGUCUACCUAGAACACAUCAUCCUCCCCACGAUUACUGAUGAGGCAAUCACCACUGAGGUUUGGCAUAUAGACGGCGGGGGAAAUGACGCUGGCGUCGUGUAUUCCGAGAUGCAAGCAGUGCAGUUCCGAAGCGCCGAGAUCAUGGAUCUUAAAGCUCGCCGCCUCUUGUACCCAAAAGACGUAGGCUUUCGCUAUGAGACCGGUGGAAUGACUGAUGCCCUGCGUGUCCUCACACCUGAGCGGAUUCGCCAGUUUCACCGGGACAUGUACCAGCCGCGAAACCUCUGCCUGGUAAUUGUUGGCGAAACCGACCAUGGAAAUCUAUUGCAAAUCUUGGAUGAUUUCGAAGAAAGCAUAAAAGAUGACAUCCCUCCGCCGGAUUCCCCUUUCAACCGACCUUGGCUGGACUCUGCUCAGCCUCCUGCCCUUGGAGAAACCAUUGUGACCACGGCUGAGUUUCCCGAGGAAGACGAAUCAGUUGGUGAGAUCCUCAUUGGUUUUUUUGGCCCCAACUGUGUCGACCUAAUUGAAACAUCUGCUCUCAACGUUUUGCUCACUUACUUGUGCGGCUCAUCUGUUUCUGUCCUCGAGAAUAUCCUUGUCGAAAAGGAGGAGCUCGCCAGCUCGAUAACGAACUGGUGGGAGGCCCGACCAAAUUCCGUCAUUUGGCUUCAACCGACAGGUGUUGCGACGGAUAAACUAGAGCAGGUUGAGAAGCGACUGUUUGAGGUUUUGAGAGACGUGGCCUCGAAGCCGCUCGAUAUGGACUAUAUGCUCGAAUGCAUCCGACGAGAGAAGCGCCAGGUCAAGUUUCAGGCCGAAACUUCAGAGUCAUUCUAUUCCACAAACAUCAUCACGGACUACUUGUUUGGCAAGCGAGAUGGCUCAACUCUCCGAGAACUCGCCUCUCUGCGCGAAUACGACGUUUUGGAGAAGUGGACGGAUGAGGAAUGGCGAGCUUUUCUCAAAAAGUGGAUGGCGGAUGCCCAUCACAUAUCCGUGCUCGGCAAGCCUUCGCAUGAGCUGGCUAAAAAGAUGAAGAGCGACGAAGAAGCCUUCAUUGCGAAGAGAAAACAGGAGCUAGGCACAGCUGGGCUGGAGAAGCUGGCAGCUCGUCUCGAGCAAGCCAAGAAAAAAAACGACCAGCCCAUUCCAGCCGAGAUAAUUGAUCGAUGGAGUGUUCCCGGCACAGAGUCGAUUCAUUUCAUCGAAUCCGACACUGCGCGAUCGGGCUACGCGCGAUCCAUCGGCUUGGGGACCGGCCCGGCACAGACAAUGAUUGAUUCUGCCCGUGAUGGCAAGUUGCCCCUUUUUAUCCAGUUUGAGGACGUGCCGACGAGCUUUGUGCAUAUAAACAUCCACCUCGGCACCUCGGAGGUGCCAGUGGAACUGAAACCCCUCAUGUCCAUUUUCAGCGACAACUUCUUCAACACUCACAUCAUGCGUGAUGGCAACCGAGUCGAUUUUGAACAGGUUGUCAUGGAGCUUGAACGAGACAGUAUUGGCUACGGCAUUGGAUCUUCCCGGUCUUUCGGAGACGCUGAUGGGUUCCUUGUUCAGUUUCAAGUUGAACCCGACAAGUACGCUGCCGCAGUCAAGUGGUUGCGAACCAUGAUGUUUGACUCUGUCUUUGACCCCCAACGCCUCCAAGCAGCGGUCAACAAGGCGCUGGCCGACAUUCCCGAGGAGAAGCGCGAUGGACGUGGAAUGGCUGCAGAGAUCGACGCCGCCAUUCACAUGAACAAGUCGUCCUUGACCGUGGCCAAACGCACCCUGGUCAAGGCUGUGUAUCUGAAGCGCCUCAAAAAGCUCCUGAAAACCGAACCACGGAAAGUAGUGGAUUGGUUCAACACGAUACGAAAGUCCCUCUUCACCUUUCAGAACAUGCGGUUUCUGGUCACUGCCGACGUGGCGAAGCUCCAGGAUCCAAUCGUAACUUGGAAUGCCCUCGCCGAGGUACUGCAUGAGCAGGAGGACAUGGUCCCUAUCCCCAAGUUCGUGGAUCUGCUCAACGAUGAAGGGCGGAGGCCCGGCUCCGUUGGGGCCACCGUCGUGCCGAUGACCACGCUCGACAGCUCGUACUCUGUCAGCACUGCAUCCAGCAUCACGUCCCUCUCCGACCCCAAAUUUGCCGCCAUCAUGGUGGCCAUUGGCUAUCUCGAGACGGUAGAAGGCCCGCUGUGGAAUGCAGUCCGAGGCGCUGGUUACGCCUACGGCUCCUACUUCUCGCGCAACAUCGACUCGGGUAUCCUGUCCUACCGAGUCUACCGAUCUCCGGAUGCAUACAAAGCCAUUUCCGCGUCCCGCGACGCCAUCCAAAAGAUUGCAACAGGGGAAGUAGCCAUUGAUAAACAUCUCCUCGAAGGUACGGUCAGCCAAGUUGUCGUCAUGUUUGCCGAUGAGCAGGCUACCAUGUCGAGUGCGGCGCAGCGAAACUUUAUCCAGAAUGUCGUGCGUGGCCUGUCCAAGGAUUGGAGCAAGGAGGUGCUCAAGAAGGUCCGGGACGUGACGGCGGACGAGAUCCGAAGCGUAUUGAGAGAGUACAUAUUGCCUUGUUUCGAGCCUGGUAAAAGCAACGUGGUUAUUACCUGCGCCAAGCUGAUGAGCGAGAACAUGGAGACGGCUUUCAAGGGGAUGGGAUACAAAGUGCAGACGCACGAAUUGAGCCAUUUCCACGACGACUACGGCCUAACGGCUGGACAGGAAGAUGGUGAUGAUGAUGAUGAUGAUGAUGAUGAUGACGAGGAUGAUGAUGAUGAUGAUGAAGAUGGAUCGGAAGGUUCUCGUGAUUCAGAUGGUUCAGACGAGGACUAA